Molecule: messenger RNA, 384 nt
Organism: Dibothriocephalus latus
Lineage: Eukaryota; Metazoa; Platyhelminthes; Cestoda; Diphyllobothriidea; Diphyllobothriidae
Source: the annotation of a GenBank genome assembly
AUGAGAGACUAUGUUAAAAUGCUUUUACAUCCCGAUCCCAACGUGCGUCCGGACCCGCAUGAACUCCUAAAGCUGUCAUACUUCCAAGACCCCGGCGUUUCUGCUCUUCAAAGUCUCGACGAGUUACGACAGCUGGACAACCUGGCCCGCUCCAGAUUCUACAAGAACCUUCGCGUAUCAAUCCGAAUCCUACCAAAGCGCAUCAACUUGCACCGCGUCUACUCCCAAUUGUCGGAGGAAUUUGCCAACCCCACUAUGGUUCCUUUUGUGCUGCCCCCAAUUUUGGAGAUAGUUGACAAAAUAGAUCGGGACGAAUUCACUACAUUCAUUUUGCCCUCAUUCCAGAAGGUGCUCUGUAUCAAAGAACCUGUUCAGGUAACGUAA